Dreissena polymorpha is the source of this 2307-nucleotide messenger RNA. Its product is annotated as CCR4-NOT transcription complex subunit 10-like. The transcript has 18 exons. The coding region runs from base 56 to 2176 and encodes 706 amino acids. NCBI's taxonomy places the organism in Eukaryota, Metazoa, Mollusca, Bivalvia, Myida, Dreissenidae. Gene Ontology annotation, cellular component: CCR4-NOT complex. Gene Ontology annotation, biological process: negative regulation of translation; mRNA catabolic process. The record is from RefSeq and is a predicted model, not a curated record. Gene Ontology annotation, molecular function: protein binding.
AAGUAACCUACGGUGAAUCUGAAGUCUUUGCUGAAUUUUAGUAAAAGGGAUAAAAAUGGGUGAAAAUCCACCAGUGACAGAGCAGCAGAAAGAACUUGCUGCCUUAGCCAUGCAAGAAUUUGACCGUAAGCAGUUCACAUCCUGCUGUAACGUGAUGAACAAACUGAUGGCCCAGAGAGGCUCAGACCCCCGGGUAGUACACAAUAAGGCUGUGGCGGACUUUUGCCUGUCUGGCUCUCAGAGCACAGAUGAGUUCAGGCAGAGUCUGGCUAGCGUGUGUCAGAUGGCUCAUGUGAACAUUGAAAGCUGGGAGGGCCUGGAGGAUGUGGACCACAGUGUUCUGUUCUACAAUCAGGCUGUCAUUCUUUACCAUCUGCGACAGAACAAGGCUGCACUAGCCAUCCUUGAUAAACUCUUCCCAUUCAUCGAUCCACUUAGCUCUACUGGAGAUGAAGGUCUUUGCAAGAAAGUCCUGCUUUUACAAGUAGAGCUGUAUCUUUCCACAUACCAGCCAGAGAAAGCCAUGGGUCUGCUAACCUACAUAGAGAAAAACGUUCUGAAUGGAAAGAUCCCCACCGAGCGUGAAGGCAGCAGGGAGGACAGCAAAGAGGGAUCCCCGGGAUCUGAGUCCUCCUGGGAGAACUGGAGACCUAUGCUCAGUGUGUUCAAGAUGCGAUGUCUGAUCAUGAUGAAAUCCAUGAAGGCAUGCAAGAGGGAAAUCAAGGCUGUUAUGAAUGUGCAAUCGUCUAACACAUCAGUGGUGUUUCUGAAGGCAAACUUUGAGUAUCUCCGUGGCAACUACAGAAAAGCUCAGAAGAUGUUGGGAUCUGGCCCUCAGAUGUACACAGACAAAGGUGAAUGCCUGACUGUGAUGCACUAUAACAACAUGGGCUGCGUCUACUUCCACCUACGCAAGCACAACUUGGGCAUGUUCUAUCUGCGUAAGGCCCUGCAGGAAAACGAGAACGUUGUGCGCGAGAUGAGACGGUCCACAGACCAGAAUAGACAGCAUGGAGGUGAUAAUGGUUCAAAUAAUAAGUCGCUCUCCGGUCGACCACUUCACUGCCUUGGAAUGAGCCGCCAUUUUGAGCUCAUGUACAACAUGGGUAUCCAACUGCUGCAUUGUGGGAAGGCCCUGCCGGCGUUUGAGUGUCUCAUAGAGGCCGUGCAGAUCUACCACAUCAACCCACACCUUUGGCUGAGACUGGCUGAAUGCUGCAUCAUGGCCUACAGAGAGAACAAUGAAGAUGACCGAAGGCUCUCAAAGAGGCAAUCUGUGAUUCAGGGCAGCGUUGGAAGUGGUGUGCACAGAAAGCUGAUCCUGGGACCUGGCGUCAACCAAGACAAAAAUAGUGUUGGGACACCGGCCAUUCCUGCAGCCACCCUAGAGUUUGCCUCCCUAUGUUUGAGGAACGCCCUGUUGCUGUUGUCAGGGGUACCAGAAACCAUGGCAACAGACCAGGCUCAGAAUGAGGACAAGGAAGAUGGCAAACUAGGCCCGGAGGCUGUGUUUGUGCAGGCGCCUCCUGGAAACCCAAUGAGAGCCACUGAGGUCCACAAUCUCAGAUGUUCUGUGCUGUGUGCCAGUGCCUAUGUGGCCCUCUGCCUCAACGACUACACCAUGGCUCUUGACUACGCCAAUACGCUGCUGAAGCAACCCAGAAUCUCCAGUGCACAAAGCUAUCUGGCGCACAUGUACAUGGGAGAGGCCUUGGUGUCCCUGGACAGGAUAGCAGACGGCAUACAGCACUUGAACCCGGAACUGGUCACAGAUGUGUCCACCACCCUACCAGAUAACAAGCCAGACCAAGACAAAGGAAAUAUGGACAAGUCCGAUAAAGAUUCGGAUCCUGAAUUCAAAGGUGCGUUCUACCCGUGGACACCGCGGGACCAGCGCACUGCCCGGGCCAUCAUGCAGUACAACCUGGCUGCAGCCCACGCUGUGAGGGGAGAGUAUGACAAGGCCUGGAACCAUCUCAAUGAGAGUUCAAAGUCUAUAGGGACUCCUCUGCCUGCGCAGAUGUAUUUCCUGAAACUGUACCUGGACCUAAUUGAAGGCCGGCGAAAGAUGGCCCAGUUCGUGAUCAAGGACCACUUCGGUCAUGUGACACCCAACAGGAUGGAGAUGAAGACCCCUAAACCGGGCAGUAACAACGCGUCCUGGAACAAUGAAUAGUGGUACGAGUCCUGGGACAAUGAAUAGUGGUACGCGUCCUAAAACUGAUUAGUGAUUACAGACAUCUGUGUGAUAGUGCUAUUCAUAUUGAGCGAGUGCAUGCAUGUUGUAAUAAAAUUGAAAAACCUGAA